Messenger RNA from Schistosoma spindalis, 228 nucleotides. The record is from the annotation of a GenBank genome assembly. Lineage: Eukaryota; Metazoa; Platyhelminthes; Trematoda; Strigeidida; Schistosomatidae.
AUGAAAACUUACCAAGCGCUAACUCAUUUGGCGGGAACAACACCAAGUUCAAGUCUUAUGUCGGCUUACAUUAUAGAAGAAUGGUUUUACAACAAUCAAAAUAUAAAUCUUUAUGAUUACCUUUGCCGUGAAAACGUUCUAGACAAAUCUUCUCAAGGGUGCUUGGAUGAAAAAUCUCCAAAUCAACCAAAACAUUCACCAGAAUCACACCAGUCAGAUGAGUUAUAA